Branchiostoma belcheri (Belcher's lancelet) is the source of this 4986-nucleotide messenger RNA. Its product is annotated as titin-like. Lineage: Eukaryota; Metazoa; Chordata; Leptocardii; Amphioxiformes; Branchiostomatidae. Gene Ontology annotation, cellular component: nucleus; cytoplasm. Gene Ontology annotation, molecular function: protein serine/threonine kinase activity; ATP binding. Gene Ontology annotation, biological process: protein phosphorylation; intracellular signal transduction; positive regulation of apoptotic process. Bases 202 to 4827 code for a protein of 1541 amino acids. The record is from RefSeq and is a predicted model, not a curated record. The transcript has 15 exons.
GUGCCCGACCCCCCCGCCGGCAAACCGCGCGUCACAAACGUCACCUGUGAUUCGCUGACGCUCUCGUGGCAGGAAGUGGGACGGAAACCCGCAGCGGGAAUCACAGCUUACAUCGUGGAGAUAUGGAAAGCAAGCGAAAGACGAUGGCGUUCUGAGUCGAUCGUGUUUGGUACAAACUACACGGUGAAGAAGUUACAACCGAUGUCUGGAUACAUGUUCCGCGUACGGGCGAAGAACGCGUACGGAAUCAGCGAGCCAGGAGAGGUCACUGACCCCAUCGUUACCAAAGAGAAGAAGACAGAUGGCGACCUGCCCUUCAAUCCCAGGCAGGUCAAAGUUCGUAAGGACAUUGUGGAGAGGUUCUAUGAUGUCAACGAGGUCGUUGGAAGAGGAAGGUUUGCGACAGUGCAGCGGUGCCAGGAGAAGUUGUCCGGCCGGGUUCUGGCGGCGCGAACCGUCCGCCUCGACACGGCCGAACAGCGAGACAAACUCCUGCGCGAGAUCGACAUGAUGCAGACGUUGCAUCAUGGGAAGAUCCUGCAGCUCUACGAUGCCUUCGAGCUGGACAGCAAAAUCACCCUCGUGCAGGAGUUUCUGGAGGGAGGGCCGCUGAUGGAGCGGUUACUGGAGCCGGACUUCACGCUAACGGAACGGGAGGCGGCCAUGUUUGUCCAACAGGUGUGUGAGGGGCUGCAGUACCUGCACAGUCAGCAGGUGGCACACCUGGACCUGCGGCCGGAGAGCGUGAUGUGUGCCGACAGGACGGGGUGUAACGUCAAGCUCCGCAACCUCGGCAGCGCGCGGCGCCUGAAUCCACGGGAAAACACCAGAGUGAGGUUUGAAGCUCCUGAGUUCUGUGCUCCGGAGGUCGUGAACUUUGGGGUCAUCUGGUUUGCUGCUGACAUGUGGAGCCUGGGGGUCAUGACCUACCUACUGCUGUGCGGAGUUUCCCCGUUUGCAGGGAAGUCAGACCUGGCCACCUUAAGGAACAUCAUCCGAGGGAACAUUGACAUGACCAGGGAGGGAGUCAGCAGCAGCUCUGAGCAGGCCAGGGACUUCUUACGGGGGCUGCUGGCACAGAGCAAGGAGGCGAGGUACACCAUUGAACAGUGUCUCCAACACAGCUGGCUGCAGAGAGACAGAAGAGUUACUGGGAAGUACGUCGUACCGAAACAGAACAUCAAGGACUUCAUGGCCAGGAGAAAGUGGCAGAAAAUGAGAGCCAUGAAACAGCUCGAGGCCCAGGGCAGUUCGCUGCAGGGUUUUUCAGGUGCCCGACCCCUCGGCCAGGUCACGCGCACGGCCUCUGUGUCCAGCAUUGAUUCAGGUUUGGAAAAAAGACCCGAAGCCAUGCUGCAGAAAUCUGCCUCUAUCCAGGACGUCACCUCCGAGAAAGCCGGGUACCCGAACGGGCCAGCCGCUGGGCAACACAGGACGACCCUGGUGAUUCCAAGGCCCCCACUGGUGAAGUCGAGGACGAUCGAAGGGACAGCUCCAACGGAACCUGCCACCCCUCCGCAGCUCACAGUGGUGCAGACGAAAGAAGCAGCGAAAAUCGAAGUCCCGAAAAUCCUCAGCACCCCAACGUCAAAACGGGCAGAACUUUUGCCUCCUCAUGCAACAGGCAGACCGGGACAGCUUUCAAAGUCAAGGUCAUUUGACAUCUCCUCAUCGCAGCCUCAAAUCCAGGUGUCUCAGACGCCCUCAGGGUCACAGAAAGUGCCUCAAGGUCAUGCCUCAGGACUUCUUAAGCAAGCGUCGGCUGAUGACGCCUUCAUGCCUUCCACGCAAGACGUUGUUGCCAAGACGGCGACCCUUCCGCGCCGAGAGCGACCCCACUCCAUGGUGAUCGAGCCGGCGUACCUCCCGACCCCGCAGAAGCAGCGACCGUUAAGCGACAGCGGGUUGCCAUCGGCAAUGGUUGCUCCAAUCAGCCCACGCGGCGGGAACAUCAGCCCCGCCAAGGUCACGGUCGUCUCCGGUCCCCUGCGGCCGGUACAGAAGUCAGGGUCGUUCGAGGUCAUGGGGGUCGGACGAGGUCAGACACCAAGCCCAACGGCUGCCAAACUCACCGUCAUCGCGAGCCCCGGCCCGCCGGUAAAAUCGCCCACGGGGCAGCACUUCUUUUCCCGAAGCAGUGACGAAAGCCCCGGUAACGUUCCGGCGCCUCCGCCAAUAAUCGACCAGAAGGUUCCGCCGGACGUGCGGAAGCCGCAGCUGACAGACCAUCAGCUGAAGACCCCGAGCCCGAAACGGCCGCGGACGCCAAGUCCCGCCCGUGUCGUCGUCACUUCCAUUCCGAGUCCGACCGGCAGCCCUGCUACCGCCCAGAGGGAGGGACACCCGCCCAGCGCAAAGGUGCAGAAAUCCGGAGAACCGCUCACAGAAACUAAACAGCAAAAGGCAGAUAAACAAGAGACUCGACAAGAUGUAAAACAGCAAAAGGAUGGCAUCGCCAGCCGUCAGAAAGCUCGCACGUCACCCACAAAACUCAUGAAACAGAAAGCCGUGUCAAGCAGGUUGCAGAAGCCAACCUUUGAAGACCCCACCCUCAGCAAACCUGCACCGCCCAAAGCUGAGAAACCAAAGCCACCACCCCCUGUCCUUACUGAAACUCCCCUCACCAAGCCACCCCCUCCUACUAUUACUCAAACUCCCCCCUCGCCAGGUUCACCUUCGAUGGUCUCCCCUUUUACUUUCAAAAAAGCUGCUGUAUUUAAAGACAAGCCUUCUCGCGUUGCCAAGGCAACGAAAGACGACAUCUAUAAAGACAUGCCUCCUCUGGAGCAAACAAAACCAUCCGUUACCAUGGAAACAAAAGCUGUACCAAAAGACACCAAAAAGAAAGUUGUCCAAACUGUGCCGAAACCAGUGCCUGCUGCUCCUGUCAGCAAACCUUCUCUGGGACAAGCUAAGCCAACCGUGCAGCCCAAAACACCUGAAGUGCCACAAACCACAAAAAAGGAGGUCUCCAAACCGACAUCUCCAGGCCUAAGACAUGUCUCCAAAGUGCCAACAAAGACUCCGGAUGAGAAAAAAGAAGAGGAAAAGAAGAUAUCGAGAAUCGAAGCUCCAAAGAUGAAAGUGUCCUUCUCAGUGGAAGAGAAGGGAGUGACAGAAAAGCCUGCUCCGGCAAGACUGGGGGUGCCGAAGCUCGUAAAAGCGAAGUCACUCGACGACCGUUCCACAGUUGAAGCGAGGAUGUCCAAACCUCAGCUUCUCAAGAAAUCCUCCUCCUUCGACGCACCUGAUGAUAAGUCUCCACUAGAGAUAAUCCUCCAGAUGAGAAAGGGUUUAAGACCAGUGAAGAAGCAAGCAGCACGAGCGCCUCUGGUUCACUCUAAGUCAGUCCCAGACGAGCUAAGUCAGAUUACACAGAAGAUCCGAGGAAUGACAAAAAGUGGCAGCCCGGAGAAAGAGAAAACGGCUCCUGUUAAAGCUACUCCCAUGCCUGUUCUGCGGAAAUCGGCCUCGCUGGAACUUCCACGGAUUACCGUGAUCGAGAAACCAUCCCUACAGCCAAUCACGGAGAAGCCGGAGACACCGCCCGCGACGCCGCCAAAACCGAAGGUGCACGUCGUCGCAGAUCGCGUGAAAAUUCCGCCCAGCAAGGAGACCGCAGAGACAACAAAAACACCUGAAAAGUUCAAACCUCUCUUUGUACGCAAAGCGGAGCCACCGGCCCAGCUGAAAAUCCCUCCUCACAAGAAGAAACAAGAAGAGGAGAGAAAAACAGAGUUGAAGGAAGCUCCGUCGGUCCUCUCAAGGGCCAACCUGGCAAUCUUCCAGCAGGCUAAGCCACUGAAGUUUAAGAAAACUCCGUCCAUGGAAGAAGCAGAGAAAGUUGAGAAGACGACGAAAGAGCGACGAAAGGUGCCGUUUGUUGAGCUGAAGAAGGUACCGUCUGUAGAGAAAAGACUAGAAGAGGCAGAAAAGAAAACUAAGGUUGAAAAGAAAGUAUCUUCUGGUACAGAGGAGCAGAGGGUGGCAGAGAAAUUACAGAAGGGUCUGGGGGUGGGCAAGGAACCAGUGCCGAAACUUGAGAAGGCUGUUCCUGAGGUCAAGGAGAAAAAGGUUGACGAAAGGAAGGUUCCAGAAGUGCCGAGAAGGAAGGAAGGGGCGGAAGACGUUAAGAAGGCUCCGGAGGGUCCUAAGAUGGAAGCUGCAGCUCUUCAAGAGGCAAAGAGAAGUCCAGAAGCUCCAAGGAGAGAGGCAGAGUCUACCCGAGGUGUCUCCACUGAGAUGGUGUCUGUGGUGAUCACGGCUUCUGCACAGCCUCCAGAAGUGCAGCCGGUGGUACCUCGGGUGGAGGAGAGACCAGCUCCUCUCACUCCUGCUGUUCCUGUUACCAUGGCAACAGAGAAACCAGCCGCAGAGAAGGCCAGAGAGCCGCCGCCGCCGCCCAAGCCGGUUUCUCCCAAGAAAGAGGCGGCAAAACCGCCUCCAUUGUUACUCGAGAAGGUUCAAGACGCUAAGAAGGUUUCUCCCAAGACAUCCCCGGUGCCUAAGACGUCUCCAGUAGCUAAAAUGUUACCCGAUAGGCCUCCCACUCCUCCUCCUCCGGUGGCUAAGAAGUCACCGGAAGCUGAGAUGGCCCGCGACGCGCCCCAACCACCCUUGGCACAGCCGUCCCCCCGCCGGCCAAAGUGGUCGCAACCACACAGAAGGAACCAGAACCAGCGCCAGCACAGAGGAAGGAACCACCGGAGCCGGCGCCCAAACCGAAGCCCCCGGCGUUCUCUCGAGUCGCAGUCAUGGAGGUCGCCAAGAAGACAGGGGAGGUCACCAUCAUGGCUGAAGAGGUCAAGAAACCGGUUGCCAAAAUAGAACCGGUUCCGCAGGAGGGAGAGGUCAAAGGUCGGCUGAUAGAGGAGGUGGUGGCAACCAUACCGGAGGGAAAGCGCCCGCUGGCCCGUAUGACGUCCCUGAAGCGACGCGGGUCCACCGGCUCCGACAUGUCGGGCGUGUCGUCUCCUGCGGACUCUG